This is a messenger RNA of Thalassophryne amazonica, 430 nucleotides long. Its product is annotated as neuropeptide B-like. Gene Ontology annotation, molecular function: G protein-coupled receptor binding. The record is from RefSeq and is a predicted model, not a curated record. Lineage: Eukaryota; Metazoa; Chordata; Actinopteri; Batrachoidiformes; Batrachoididae. Gene Ontology annotation, biological process: feeding behavior; G protein-coupled receptor signaling pathway.
ACAGCAGAACCUCCGCGCGUAAAGUGGUCCGAACAUGGAGCGGUGGGUCGGGUUCGCCGUGGUGUGCGUCGGAGCGUCUCUGCUCAUCUCCUGCCGUCCUGUCCAAGCUUGGUACAAGCAGUCCACCGGGCCCACGUACUACUCGGUGGGACGAGCCUCCGGGCUGCUGUCCGGGAUCAGACGGUCUCCGUCGGUCCGCAGGUCCGAGUCCGAGCCGGAGCCGCUGUUCGAGAGCGGAGACCGGACCGGGAACAACGUGCUGCCCGACAGCCAGCGGCAGAUCUCUAUCCUGAAGAGCAUGGCCAUCUGCGUAAGGACAAUCUCCCCGAACCUGAAGAGCUGCGAGCUGUUGCGGGACGGAACCGGAACUUUCCAGUGCAAAGCGGACGUCUUCCUCACUCUGGACUCUCUGGACUGUCUGUCCGCGUGA